Molecule: messenger RNA, 8714 nt
Organism: Epinephelus fuscoguttatus (brown-marbled grouper)
Lineage: Eukaryota; Metazoa; Chordata; Actinopteri; Perciformes; Serranidae
Gene: nudt14
Product: nudix (nucleoside diphosphate linked moiety X)-type motif 14
Exons: 5
Coding region: 71-811 (246 amino acids)
Biological process (GO): nucleoside phosphate metabolic process; ribose phosphate metabolic process
Molecular function (GO): UDP-sugar diphosphatase activity; metal ion binding
Source: RefSeq, a predicted model, not a curated record
UUCACUGUCAGUUAGUGUGCGGUGACAGACAACCAUCGGUGAGCCGACAAUCCAGCUCUGAGUGUAAACUAUGGAAGAGAUUAACAACAUUGAAGUCACUCCGUGCACAGAGUCCGACUACCUGAAGCCGCUCAGGGUGCACUACAACCAGAAUGGCACAAAGAAAUCCUGGGACUUCAUGCGAACCCAUGAUAGUGUAUCAGUGCUGAUCUUCAACACCAGCUCACACUGUUUUGUCCUCGUCAAGCAGUUCCGUCCAGCUGUAUACAUGUGUGAGUGGGAAAGGACCAAGAUACAGCCGCCUCAGUCUGCUGAAAAAAGUGAGGAGGGCGCCACCGAAGCUGCCGCCCCCGCCCCCGAGUCGCAGGAGGGCCAGUCGGCCUCAGAGGGGGAGAGCUCUUCUCAGUGGCCCCCGGCCUCGGCGGGGGUCACCUACGAGCUCUGCGCCGGGCUGGUGGACAAACCUGACCUAUCUCUGGAGGAGAUCGCCCGGCAGGAGGUGCUGGAGGAGUGCGGCUAUGAUGUGCCUGCCUCUAAACUGAAGAGGAUUACUUCCUACAGGUCAGGCGUAGGUGUAACGGGGUCCAAGCAGACCAUGUUUUACGCCGAGGUGUCUGACGACAACUGCGUGAGCGCAGGCGGAGGUGAGCCACGGGAGGGAGAGCUUAUCGAGGUGAUCAAAGUCCCGCUGCACGAGGCCAUGACGUUUGCUUACGACGAGCGUAUACCCAAAACCAUGGGUGUCAUUUUUAGUUUCAUCUGGUUCCAUAAUAACAUGUCUCCCAAGUACAAGAUCUCCACCAAUGUGUAACUAGUAUUAAACAAACCCUCUUUAUACCAUGUAUUCCAAAUUAAAUCAAACACUGGUCCCAGCACAUCCACUCCUCCCCUCAUGGCUCUUCAUCCUGUAUUGCCUUUUUUGCUUAUUGGUACAUGAUGAAAGGUGGGCCCCUUGUCUUGUUGCCAACGGGUAUCUUUAAGUUUUGUCCUGUUUACCUUUUUGAGUUUCAUGUGGUCUUAAUAUUUUUCCUAAAAACUAAUUUGCCAUAGCUGGUUGUCGCUGGCACAUUUUUCUCUUCUUGAUACUUUUUUUUUUAAAGUCUGUUGAUUUUAUUUAUUGUGCCAUCUGUUAUAAAUGGCUGCAUAUCACUGAUUUCAUUUGCCUGCCCUUGAUUAAAGGAAUACUCCACUGUUUUUAGUGUAGGCUCUUGAAUGUCACCAGCAUUUAUAAAAUACAAAAAAGUAUUUCAAACACAUCUGAUAUUGGCUGAGAAAGAGCCACUUAACACUCUGCCGACAGUCAAAUUCCAGCUUGUUUCAAGGAUUCUUAAACACCCAACAUUCAUUACAAACUCGGUGAUGCUAACCAGCCAUGUGCCCUUGGUUAGCCUUGGUUUGCUAACAUUUUAGCAUGCUAAAGUAAAUAUUUUUUGGGGAUUCUUGCAGCCUGAAAUGCCUGAUUUCACAGUACCUUUUCUAACAAAAAUUGUGAUGCAUGUCGCAAUGUUUAAUGUUUAUUUUUGCGAUGAAUUGCAGAGGCAGGUAAAAUUCUAAAAAUAGUUGCGAUACUGUCUCAGAUUUAGAGCCUAUGAGCAUUCAGUGGUUCCCACAGAUCAGCUGAUGCAGCCGUCCAACGCGGCGUUGAAGGACUGUCGUAGUGAGCUGGUCUCCUGCUCUCUCUGCCCAGCUAACACGAGCUAACAAAGCAGCAUCUAACAUCCAACACCAAGCCGUAAAAGAGUCCCAGCAAUCUUAGACCAACACCAAAAUAGCUUGACUCUGUCAUUAAACCCGUUAAAAAAAAGGUAACUAUAAUGUCUGCCAUGUGAUGCUAAUGUUAGCCCUGUCACUGUGUGUCUGUUACCCACAACCCAGGCACAGAGCUCACACUCCUGCAGCAGCAGUCUGAUGAUAAAUAGAGAGUAAGAGACAGUAGGGAAAUGGGGCAAGGAGACGCUGAGCGACUCAAUAUGCUUUGCAGCUCUAAAAUGAGAUUUUAUGCAUUUUAAAUACUUAAUUUGCAGUAAAUUUGCUGUGAUUGGAUGAGGUUGCAAACUGGAGCAGAAUUCAUGGGGAUUGGCUGAGAUUGCAACAUCCUGGAGGGCCUGAUAUAUGCAUUGGAGUUCAUGCAAACUUUUCUACUUGCCUGACAAAGUAUGCUAGCGUAAUUUUCCAUCUAUUAUAAACAAUAUACGUUACAUUAACAAUGGCGACAAUUUUUUGUAUCCGUCAUGGCUUGAACCAUUAAAGUUAUCGAGAUAAAUUAAAAAAAACAGUGGAGUAUUCCUUUAAUCCAUGAUCCAGUAAUGCAAAAACUAUGCUAGUCAAUGGUGGGGCCUUGUAAUGAUUGAGGUGUGAGGUGUGUUUUAACCACCACUUGUUCAAGCAUGCCUCAAUUAAUUUCUCUGAUCCACAGCCUUUAAGCAAUACUUAUCAUAGUACCCCAGGCUAAACAAUCACUCAGUCACUGAAAGCAACUCUGCUUGAAAAUCUUCAUAAAGUCAAACCAGUGGACAUAUUAACAGGCUUUUUUUCUUCUACAAAAAAGUGGAAAUGUGAGUUAGGUGUUCACAUCACAGACAAAGCAUACAUCUACCUUCCCCUGCACAGAGGGCCUAAUCUCAGUUUUAGGUGUUUUCAAGCACAAUCCUGCUCUGAGUUACAGAUACUUGGGCUCUAACAUGUCAGUGAAUAGCUUCGAUUUAGCUUUUGUUUUGAAGGAAGUCUUUUUACUCUGUUGCAUGUUUUGUUCCUGAGAUAAAGACACACUGGAAAUACAGUAGAGAAGACUGUAUAAAGGCUAAAUCCUCUAUUUUUUAUCAGUUUCAUCGCAAUCAAAUUCAUCUCUAGAGAGUUCACUUUAUACCCGGCAUGUCAAGAUUACAUUUUGAACACACUGAUGCGGGUGUCGGAGCAUAUUUAAAAUGACAUGAACCAUCUAAAAGAUUGCCUUUGGUCAUAAUCCAUUUCGGAGUGAAUCUGUGAAGUAAACUUUGGAUAGUCAUUAACACACAAAUCUAAUCUCACAAACAGUAGUUUGCCAAAAUCUCAGGUCCAAAUAGUCAAACGUUCGGUCAGGUUCAGGGUGGAUCUCUGAAUGUGACGAUGACCAGCAUUUUAUUAUAUUUCAAAAUCACUUGGAGCUUAGAGGCAACAAGGUUCUUACUAUGUGUUAGUAUUUUUCUUCAUUCUAAAAGGGCUGGUAAUUCAUAUAUUAACUAACGUGUGAAAAAGAAGAAAUUCCCCCACCUUGUAGUUUCCUUAAAAAUAUGCAAGUCCUGCAAAGACAAUAGUGUUUUUAGAAAAUUACUGCUCACUUAAAAAAAAGACAACACAUCUCAUGAUUUAUAUAGUUAGAUAACAAGAGAACUACGCCUUUGUUUGUAGUUUGGAGGGUGGAAAACAUGACAAGAUGAAGUGACUGAAAUUUAACGGUUAUUUUAAAAAAAAAGACCUGCCUGAAUAACUUGGUGGUUUUGUUGACUACAAAAUGAAAUUACAAAUUACUGUGAGUUAGUUAUUUGUAAGAGUUUUAAGUGCAAUGUUAAUAACAUGUUGAACAUACUGACGGUGUUAAAGUAAAAUCAAACAAACACAAAAAAUAAAUGUGAAAACGAAGAAAUACUCCAGUGAAUAUGAUCAUCAAUCCAGGAUUUAUUUUUGUUCUUUUGGGUUUUUUGAACCCGAAGAACAGCUGACAAUCAAAUGUGAACAUUUGUCUUCUUUUACCCAUAAAACCUUGUGAUUUUUGUCUUUUUUUAAUUUAUCUGUUAGGCGUGUGUACUUCAGCAUCAGUUUCAGGCAUCUCACGGUUAUCUGGUGCCGCUUAAGCUCUAAAUGCAUCGUUUUUAUCUGCACAAACAAAGUGAAGAGAAUUUGAUUCAAGCAAACUUAGUAUGCACCACACAGUGAGUCAAAUAUUUACACCCAGACUGUGUAGGAAUAUAUGCAGAACCCUGAAGCCAUAUUUAUCUCCCCCUACGCCCAGUCAUUGAGCUUCUUAAUCCUUGGGUCCAUCCAAGAUCAUCCCUUGAUGUAGGAUUGUACGGUUUGCUCAAACUGCUUGAAUUCUUUUGAUUUCGUUGAUUUUUAUAUUGGAAAAAGAAAGAUAACUCUCAUUUGCUCAAUUCAAAUCCCAAAUUUCAAACAUAUAAAAAUACAGGAUGUAUCUAUUUUAACAAGUUUGGAAAAAUGUGGAAAGCACCUUUGGAAAACCAUGGAAUGACCACUGGACAACUUGUUAGUGUUACGUGUAGCGUGGGCUAAAAGCUUGGGUUGUAGUGCAGGGCUUUUUAACAAUAUUUUCUUCUCUAUAUUUUACAUUGUGAUAACCAGCCACCAUAAUAUCCUGAAAUAAGUUUCUUAUCAUUUAGAUUUUAGAAAGCUAUCUGGCACCUUAUCCUCAUUAGAUCCCUCACCCUUCUUAUUUCCUCCAUUGUCUUCCAUGUGACAUUGACAACGUGUACCUGCAUAAAUAUUCCGGGUCUUUGCCCUUUUUCCAAAAAUGACAAUAUACCUACUAAACUGUUUUCAUGACUAAAGAAAAUUAAUAGUCCACUAAUAUUCCCUUUCACAUGCAGUUGCACACACUCCGAUUAACGUGCCGUAGCAUGUUGUUCGUUACAUCAAAAUAUGGAAAAAUGGAUAAGCCGUCUUUUAUUCCAUCAACCACCUUCUUGAAACAGGCGGUGUUGCAAUAUUUGCGCAUAUCCAAAAACCUGUUGAAAUCUAAGUCUUUAAUAAUGUUUAGUGUUUCUCCCUCUGACCAGAAAUGUGGGCUUUACUUCUGGGCAUGCACCUAUACCCAACAGUCGUGCAAACUGUUGGCGAGUUGGUUUGCCCACAGCAUAUCCAUGAUAACCCAUAGAGCUGCCGAGAAACAGGCGAGAGGCCGUGUGUCGCAAACUUCAGUAAAAACCCCAGUUGAGAUGCAUAUUAUGAAUCUGUCAUGCCAGCUGACAUUGGGCAAGAGGCGGGGUACAUCCUUGACAGGUCACCAGACUGUUGCAGACAACCAUUCACGCCCACGUUCACACCUGCGGCCAUAGGGUUUAGGUUUAGGGUCACCAGUUAACCUAACUUGCAUGUCUUUGGAUUGUGGGAGGAAGUUGAAGUACCCAGAGACCCACUCCGGAGUACCCACAGAAGGGCUCCCCCACCCUGUGUUUGAACCCUCCACUCUGGGUUCGAACCAGGAACCCUCUUGCUGUGAGGUGACAAUGCUAACCACAGCACCACCAUGCCGCUCACUGGAAUACUACCAGCAUAUUCCACAGGAAAUCUUCAUUUGGAAAAAGGCCUAGUUCGGAAAACUGGAAUAUGCUGUUUACAUGACCGGUAUCAAAUUCAGAAUAUUGUCGUUUUCGGAAUAAUAGAGGAGUCUUAGUGUUCACGUAAACAGGGUCAAUCUUUUCUUAAGUCUUCAGUUGAAUAAGGUCUAAAUGGAUCUGUCAACACUUGUCAAGUUUAAUGGAGAACCUCACUGAAAGAUUUCCAAUGGUGCUCACAGUUUUCCAUCGUCUUGUUCUUGUUGAGGACGAGAUGAACACGAUAACAAUGAAAAUGUCUUGGAAUAACUCAUUACAAAACCUGUCGCCCACAUUUUAAACGGUUUAGCCAUAGUCAUUCAAAAAAACAAACAAAAAAAGAUAUUCCUCUGUGUAUUAAAAUAUCAUCUCAGUUUGCUGAAAUGAGGCCAACUUCUAUGUGACAAACAAAGCCAUUCAACUUUUAAGGCCAGUCUGUAACUUUAUGUGCCUGUCAAAUGUGGAGAACUGCCACUUUGGCUGAAAGUAUUUUUUCUUUUCAGGAAAGUAACCAUCAACACACACAAGGCUUUUCUUUGCCUUCUCCAUAGGCUUGUCACUGUGGGUGGUAUCAGCCUGCAAGCCAACACCAGUACAUAUUUCUGCACACCUUCCCUCUGGCUAUUAUCUGAAAGUCUAGUGCGUGUAUUGAACACGACUGAGGACAUACAGCAGCCUUUAAUUAUUGACAUAACAAAAGUGGCACCAACUAAAAUAGAUAGCAGCUGCAAGUGGGAGGGAUCAAGCCUAACGUCUCAAGAUGUUUGAUUUGAGCUCGAUUGUUGCAGAGAAUUCAGUUGCCAAAUGAAACACAACGAGCGUGGCAGCACUUCAGGUCCAGCUGGUUCAGCCAGCUUCUCUAUAUAGGCAGUUAAAAAAUAUGAUGGAAAAUUAUAUAGGUCUAUAUUUUCUUCUUCAGUCUGUGGAGCUAAAACUCACAAGUUGACCUGCAGUCUGUUUUAUACUUGUCACUUUUUAUUAGUUUUAUAAGCUAUUCGCUUGUAACAGGCUAUGUUUUUUUAAUCUCAUUUAUUUAAAACUUGCGUGUUUUCUGUGUAAAAUGCUAAAAUUUCAGUUUAAAGCCAAACUCCUCUGUCAUAGUGUUGACUUUAUUCUAAUUGAAGCCAUAUAAAGGUUGGUAACAUUGGUGAGUGACAGUGUUCUUGGAGGACUUAAAGGAAAAGUUUGACAUUUUCGAAAAUACCCUAAUUUCCCUUUUUGCUGAGAGUUAGAUGAGCAGAUUGAUACCACCCAUGCAUCUGUGCAAUAAAUAUGAAGCUACAGCCAGCAGCUAGCUAAUUUAGCUUAGCAUAAAGACUGUAAACAGGACUGCUAACCUGGCUCUGUCAAAAGGUAACAAAAUUUGCCUAAUGGCACCUUCAGAGCUCAGUAAAUAACACAUUGUAUCUUAACCUUUGUAGAAAGAAAUUUACAGGGGGUCAAUAGCAGGCUGUUUCUUGGCUGGGACCAGUAAUCGCUCUGGUUGCCUGUUGACUGCUCCUGAGUCAGCAAUUGUUCCAUAAACAAUCCCCGUUAGUUUUUUGUACGGAUUAAACAAAGAAACAGUGUGUUAAUUAGUGAACUUAAGCUGUUAUAUUUGGCUAGCUGUUUCCCGGUUUCCAGCAAAGAGUGUAUAAAAACAGUGGAUGUAGUCAUUAAGGCAUCUCCCAUUGAAUUGUGGGCUCUUGUUUUGAAGCCUCAAGUUUGGCAUUUUGACCAUCACCAUCUUGGAUUUUUGGAACCAGAAGCUAACCCUGGAGCUAACCCUAAUGCUAGCUGUAGAGCUAUAGAGACAUUAAAACAAAAUGUACUUACAAGGGCCAGAUUAGAUAAUAUGAAAAUACCUGGGGGCCAGCUGCUUCUCGCAUCAAUGGAAAGACAAAACAGUGAAGAGGUAAAAUAACUAUAGAGACCAAAUUGUUUUUUGUACCAGGCUGUAAACGCAUUUAUUUCUGCGCUAAAGUUGGGCACUUUAACACAGGGGUCUAUGGGGAUCAGCUUUUUUCUGUGCUUCCACGUUGGCUUCAUUUUUCAGCCCUGGAGGUUGCCACUUGGUUUCCAGUCUCUGUGCUAAGCAAAGCUAACCAGCUGCUGGCUGCAUCUUCAUCUUCAUAUUAACCUGUACAGCCAUAGGAGUUGUUUCAAUUUUCUCAUCUAACUCAAGAAAAUGUUUAACUUUUCCUUUAAGUCUCCCACCACGACAAGCCUGACCUUCCCCUCUACGACAAAAGUAAAUGCACCUUUGACAGUCCACAGUGAGGUUGCAGACUGUGCCUCUGUUAAGCCAUAUGCUACUUCUACUAAAUAAAACUCUAAUAUAUGAGGUGGGUAAAUGGUUGUAUAAUUCAUUCUUGCCUAUGCUGGAUUUUAACCAUUAGCCCAGCAUUGGACAUUUCUACCUCCAUCACUCAGGCACAUAAUGAAAAUAUUUUGUGUCCGUUUGCUUGCUUCUAAGGCGCUGACAUAUCAAAUUCUCAGCAACAAGUCAGAAACGUUAACACUCAGUGGUUCUCUGUGACAGAAUACUUAAUUCAUCGGUACCAGACUUUUAUAGACGUACCCCCAUGGCUACGCUGUAGUUGCUUCUUCAACUGUGAUCGUUUUUCUUUUUUUGUCUUCUGUUAAUGUUUUGUUUCUUACUGUGUUUUCAAUGAUCAUUAGCUGAGCAACAAUGAAUCAUGUUUUUAAAGGUGCUAUGUGUAGUAUUCUCUAAUUACUGUUAAAGUAUAACUGGGACCACGGAUGUGACAGUUCAAACAUUACCUCUGGUGAUCUACUACUAUACUCCUUUGUUUGUUGGAAAAGGCACCUUUGAUUUUUGGAUGAAGUCGGUCACGUUUGCUUCGUCAUUGGCAGACCGGUAGCUGAAUAUGCAGAAGCAACAAGGGGAAGAUAAUCAGAUUUGCUGCUAUUAAGCAGUUCAUAGUGACUUUAAAGUGUAGCACAUGUUAUUCUGUUGCGUAGUGUGAUAUUUAGUGAAAAUCCUACACAUAAUACCUUUAAGUGAAAGAAGUAUUAUGAUUUUUUUCAUGGUACAGACAUAAAGAAAUUUGUCAAAUUGUGAUUUCUUUUUCUUUUUUAUUUCUGGUGUCUUUCACUGAAUUUUUGUUUUUAAAAAAAAAUUAUUUCUGAGGAAAAAAAAGUACAAACACAAACAUUGCAGUUUCACGAAUUUAUCAUGUAUUUUAUGCUUUAUUAAAAGUGUAUACACAUUGUGGGCAGUGUUUUCAGUAACGUUUCAAUUUUGUUAAUUUAUUACCUAAAUGUUGAAAUAUUACAACUUUUAAAACAUGACACUUGGUACAAACAUACAGUAUAUAUUUAAAUAUGAUACUUUGCAUGUGCACUAACUGUGUUGGAUUAAACUGCAUUAAGUUGAAAUAAAAUGGGUUUGAUGCCCAAAAUGUC